Messenger RNA from Babesia microti strain RI, 1845 nucleotides. RefSeq lists its product as hypothetical. The transcript is spliced from 3 exons. NCBI's taxonomy places the organism in Eukaryota, Apicomplexa, Aconoidasida, Piroplasmida, Babesiidae. The record is from RefSeq and is a predicted model, not a curated record. The coding region runs from base 1 to 1845 and encodes 614 amino acids.
AUGACUGGAACAUAUUGUGCGUACGGAUUAGAUAGGAAACUUUCUGAUCUGUGGAGAUUCUCUACAAAAUCAGUCUCCUCUCACAUAAAAUUUGCGCAGUACUUGUACGCGCUCAUACACCUCACCAAAAAAAACCCAUCUCUAAUGUCAAUUCUUCCGUUGGAUGAUCUACUCACCCUAGCCUUAUACCACUUGCGCUCUUUGAUUGUGAAGAAAUAUUCUGAUGGUUUUGAUGUGAUUCGCCCUUUUCGUACGGUGUAUCUCGAAUCAAUUUGUCAAACAUACUCAUCCCUAACUCAAUCCCACUGCAACUCCAUUGAUAGCGAUCAGUUCAUGGAAUUGGAUAAUGAUGAACUUGUAGCCAGGAUAAAUCAAAAUGAAAAGUUGAUCAAAUCUGCCAGAUUAUUCUCUGGAUUUUGCCGACAAAAGCAAUAUUCGCUGGUCAAAUGUAGGCAGAAGAAGCCCUUCAUGAACCCUCUUUACGAUGGUAUUAACAAGAAUAUUGAUAAUUUGAAGUAUGAAAAUGAGAGGAUAAUGCUAUUCAUCGGCAAAUUUCCCAAGCCUAACGUUAAGCAUAGAUCUGAGAGAAAAUUAAGCAUUAGUAAUUGUUCCAUUGAUACAAAUAACUUGAUGAAGAUGGAGAUGCUGAAGAUCAGUAGAGAGAUUAAAAAUCUAGCUAUUAGGACGAAAUUCAUGUGUGAUUACAAGAUCGAUGUGUAUAACAAUCUAUCAACUGCACUGAUUAAUGUACAACAUCUUUCUAAACACAAAAUUGAAAGGUAUAUUUCCAGAAAACAACGUUCCAAUUUUGUAGCACGUGUGAAUGACAUUAAAAACAAUAAUAUUACUGAUUACAAAGACUCAAUACAUACACUGCAACAAAAUUUUGUGAUUGAUCAGGAAUUUGUAAUUUUAAGUGAGGUAAUAGAUCAUCAUGAUGAAAAGAUUGUGGAAGUUAAUAAGUCCCAAACUACAGAGGAUGUAAGCGAUGUAAUGGUUACCAGUGAUAGGUCAUAUCACGUCUCCAACAGUUUCUAUGCGAAAUCCGAACAAUCAUUCAAACACGAUUAUGUCAAUGACUUGUUCCGAUUCAAUACUGAAGAAUUAGAAGACAGCGAUAUUGAUAACAGAAAAAGUGACAGCUUCAAAUGCAUCCACUAUUACCAUUUGAGUAGUGGACAAUUGGUUUUAGACAAUGAAUUUUUGAAUUGCAAUGACCAUGCCCAAUGCAAAAAUUUGUCUACCAAUACCAAGACUUGUAGGCGCCAUUAUAUUGAUAAAUUCGUUUCUAAAAAGCAGGAUUGUCCCAUUGUAGAUAUUGUUGAGAAAGAGCGUGAAUCCACCACUAUAAUGAAUGAACCUAUUAUACAAAGUGAUGCGGAUAGUGUAGAAGAUUGUGAAGAAAUAUCUACAAAGUCCGACAGCCAAGACACUGUGGCUGAUCAUACAUUCCGUAUUAAGACGGUUGAAGAUCUGAUAGAACCAGUAGACACUAGUGAAAGCGACGAUAACUCGGGUUAUGUAAUUGUCGAUAGGGAUUCUGGCAAGAAUAUUGAAUGUUUGAUUGGGGAUAUGUACAGGAGAAGCUGUAAUGUGGAUAAUGUAGAUGUAGUUCAAGGAGAAACUAUAGCUCUUAAACAUGUUGAUGUCGACCUAGUCUAUAAAGAAGUAGGAAAACUGAGUGUAGAUGACAUAAAAAGUUCAAGCACUUGUGCCAUAAACUAUGGAAUUGUUGACUGUGACAAUUGCCUAUCAGAUGAACGAUUAAAUGGUACUAAGUCCAGAUGCUACGAAUUUGCCAGAAAAUUCAAAAUUUGUAGGUGGAAGUACAACAAUCGUACAUAA